Molecule: messenger RNA, 2781 nt
Organism: Oldenlandia corymbosa var. corymbosa
Lineage: Eukaryota; Viridiplantae; Streptophyta; Magnoliopsida; Gentianales; Rubiaceae
Source: the annotation of a GenBank genome assembly
AUGAAGAAAGCCUUUGGUCAAACUGUCCGGGACAUUAAAAGAGAGGUGAACAAAAAGGUUCUUAAAGUACCUUCAAUUGAACAGAAGGUUCUUGAUGCUACCAGCAAUGAGCCAUGGGGUCCUCAUGGAACACUUCUUGCUGAUAUCGCUCAGGCUUCGAGAAACUAUCACGAGUACCAGAUGAUUAUGUCAGUCAUCUGGAAGCGUGUCAAUGAUACAGGGAAAAAUUGGCGGCAUGUGUACAAGGCUUUAACUGUAUUGGAAUACAUGGUUGCCCAUGGGUCUGAACGCGUGAUUGAUGAGAUCAGAGAACAUGCGUACCAAAUACAGACACUGUCCGAUUUUCAAUAUAUUGAUUCCAGCGGAAGGGAUCAGGGGAGCAAUGUCAGGAAGAAAUCUCAGAGUCUUGUGGUGCUUGUGAAUGACAAAGAUAGAAUACAAGAAGUUCGUCAAAAGGCUGCUGCAAACAGAGACAAGUAUCGAAACACUGCAGCUGGAGGUAUGUAUAGGCCUGGUUCAUAUUCGAGUGGUUAUGAUGAUGAUCGUUAUGAUGGACGGUAUGGAGGAAGAGAUGAAGACCGAAAUGGUUAUGGCAGAGAGAGAGAAUGGGGUUCUAGGGAUGAUGACAGAUAUGGUAGGUAUGGAGAUUCAUAUGGUCGUGACGGGGAUAGGUAUAACCGAGAUGAAGACCGGUACGCCCGAGAUGGCUACAGGGAUGAUGACUAUCGUGGAAGAAGCAGAAGUGUUGAUGAUUAUCAGUAUGGUUCAAGAAGUAGAAGCUCUGACCGUGAUCGAGACCGUUCUUAUGAAGAUGAUGGCCAGUAUUCUUCCAGUAGAGGAAAUGGUGCCCGGACAGAUGAUCAAUCACAAGAUGGAAGUUAUGCUGGCCGGAAUCUGGAGAGGAAAUAUUCUGAGCCUAACCUUGGUGCUCCUCCUAGUUACGAGGAGGCUGUUAGUGCUGGGCGAAGUCCCACUUAUAGUGACAGGGAUGGAGAUAUACCUUCAGGAGCUGCUGCAAAAUCUUCUUCUCCAACUGCAACUGUUGCUCCGAGUCAAUCACCGAAUGCUCAUCCUUCACAGCCCGAAGCUGCUUCACCUCCACCACCACCGUUUUCUGAUGAGAAAGAAGUUGAUGGCUUUGAUGAGUUUGAUCCGCGUGGUUCCUUUUCGUCUACGACCACUUCAAAUGUGGCUGCCCCAGCUAGUACUGGGAGUAUCCCACCAGCGUCUACUAACAGUGCAGAGAUGGAUCUACUUGGUGCUUUAUCUGACUCACUGGCUAUUGUGCCUACUACUGCAUAUCCUGCAGCCUCUGAAGAUGUCCAAACAAGUGCCAGCACAGGACCCUCUUUUACAGCUGCUUCAGCAUCCUCGUACUCUAAUCAGGCAUUUGAUGAUCCAUUUGGUGAUGGGCCUUUUAAGGCUGUUGCUACUACUGAAGACUUCCCUACUGCACAGACUGUUGCAAAUCCAAACCCACCUCAAUUUGUUCCACAGAAGACUGAGCCUGUUUCUUCUUUUGGAGAGACUUCUAAUGCCUCUUCUGGUGCUAAUCCUUCUGCUGCAAACAUCCAGUAUUCUACACAUGAGUCCUCCCCUCUCUCGGAUAUUGACAUAUUAGCAGAUAUUCUCCCACCUACUGGUCCUCAACCUCCUGCAAAUUCACAGACACUGUAUGCAGCUCCAAAUGGACAUCCUUCGCUGGGUGCAGGUUCUCCACCUCAAAGUGUCCAAUCAACGACACAUAUGGCUUUCCCAUCUCAAAACAGUUCAAUGCAGCAAGCAAAUUUCCCAACUCAAUCUGUGCACGUUGCGGAUCACACAAAUUUCCCUUCUCAAUCUGUCCAAUCCUCAAUGCAGAAUAAUUUCCCCAUGCAAUCUGGUCAACAUGUACCCCAGACAAAUUUUGUGCCCCAAACUGCUCCAAAUGGUCAACCUACACCUGUUCCUGGUCAGCAGGGCUCUUUCAUGUCUCAGUCCAUGCCACAAAACCCUGGCUUCUAUGGGAGUUAUAACCAACAGAUGGCAUCUUCAGCCCCUGCUGUGCCACAGAUGACUUCUCAACUUUCGGUAGGCCCAUCAGCACAGCAGAACACUGGGAGCUACUUUUCACCAACUGGUUCUGCUUCUCCACCUUCACAAAUGAGAUCAAAUGCCCCAUUGGUCUCACAAGCUUCAGUUUCAGUAUCAACUGGAUCACUUGUUCCAGCGCCUCCACCGGCAAAAGAUAAAUUUGAGACCAAGUCAACUGUUUGGACCGAUACUCUCAGUCGUGGACUAGUCAAUUUGAAUAUUUCUGGGCCUAAGACUAAUCCUUUAGCUGAUAUUGGAGUUGAUUUUGAUGCAAUAAAUCGGAAGGAGAAAAGAUUGGAAAAACCUACAAAUACGCCCACAGUGUCAAAUGUUACCAUGGGCAAAGCAAUGGGUUCGGGUUCUGGUAUCGGGCGUGCUGGUGCUGGUGCAAUUAGGCCACCACCCAAUCCAAUGGUAGGUUCAGGCAUGGGAAUAGGCGGUGCUCCAGGUCAAGGCAUGGGAAUGGGAGGUUAUCCAUCUAUGAAUCAGCCGAUGGGUGGUAUGGGAAUGAAUAUGAACCCAAAUAUGGGCAUGGGAAUGAAUAUGAACCAAAAUAUGGGCAUGGGAAUGAACAUGGGUAUUGGGCAAGGUGGCCCGAUGCAGCGGCCAAUGGGAUUUCCUCCCGGAUCUGCGAUGCCUGGAGGUUAUAAUCCUAUGAUGGGAAUGGGCAACUACGGUCAACAACCAUAUGGUGGUGGCUACCGUUGA